Molecule: messenger RNA, 2655 nt
Organism: Malaclemys terrapin pileata
Lineage: Eukaryota; Metazoa; Chordata; Testudines; Emydidae
Gene: PHACTR3
Product: phosphatase and actin regulator 3
Exons: 13
Coding region: 285-2036 (583 amino acids)
Biological process (GO): actin cytoskeleton organization
Molecular function (GO): actin binding
Source: RefSeq, a predicted model, not a curated record
GGCUGAAAGCAGCCCCCAGAGCGGCACCGGGAGAAAGUUCGCCAAUGAGUGGCAAUAGGAGCCCGGUGCAUUAGGGGCAUCUCUGCGGCUGCUGGAUGGUGCAGGUGGGGAGCAUUGACGGGAGCUGGCGGAAGGAGGCCGGGGAAGAUGCUGCCGCGGCAGGGGCUGCCUGGCUGAAGCUGCUGGCGCUCCGGACUCCAUCCCCCCCUUCCCCAUUGUGACCUUGGCUGCCUCCCGUUCCAUGAGCGCCUCGUCCUCCCCCCGCCUCUGAGACCCCCCCACCUAUGGCUGCAGCGGAAGAAGGGACCGGCUGUUUUCUCCCGAGAGGCAGGUCCCAGAGUGACCCCAGCGUCCUCACAGACUGCGCUGCCCCUGAAGCCGGAGAGAACCCAGAUGAGAUGGAGCAGUCCCCUGCAAUGCAUUCUGAAUAUCUGGUCUCAGGGAUUAGAACUCCGCCUGUGAGAAGGAACAGCAAGCUGGCAACAUUGGGCAGGAUCUUCAAACCAUGGAAGUGGAGGAAAAAGAAAAACGAGAAACUAAAGCAAACAUCAGCAGUGUUAGAGAAGAAGAUUACUGCAAGGCCAGGUCGGGAUGAACUCAUUAAGAAAGGUCUUCUGGAGAUGAUGGAACAAGAUGCUGGAGGCAAAGCAUGCGCUGCUGAUGGUGCCACCAGAUCAAUGCAGAGUGACCCUUCAUCCCCCGUAUGCCAGGCACUUACCUCAGAAGAGAUGCAGCAGGAAAGUACAGCAGCAACAACAAAUGCAACCUCAUUUAGCGAGGAGCUGCACUCAGAGGAGCUGAAAGACGAUGCAGCCAAGAAACCUUCAUUGUCCACUGAAGAACUAGAAGAUGCCUGCCUGCCAGUAACCGAAGAGACUCCACAAGCCUUACUUAUUUCUGAAUCCACAGAUUCCCCACAGAAACCAAUGGAAAGAAACCUAGCACAGCUCCCCAGCCCCCCUUCACUUCCAAUUCCACCACCUAAGGCAAUCUCCAAAAUCAAGAGUGUAACAGCAGCAGGAAGUGAAGUAGAUGAGCCAGCAGUGAAAUCCCCUCCUUCCACUAUCCUGAAGAAUUAUGUCAUUGUUGGUUCCUCCCAAAUCUCAGGACAAGCUGCCCUCUUCCAUCCAUCAGGCCAGAAAGGCUCCGAUCCCCAUGUCAGAGGACAGCUACCAACGCCGACCGGUUCCCCUCAUCCCGCUGCUGUCCACCUGCCUUUACCUCCCAGCAGAGUCAUUGAGGAGCUCCACAGGGCUCUGGCCACCAAACAUCGGCAGGAUAGCUUUCACGGCAGAGAAAGCAAAGGGUCUCCCAAAAAAAGAGUGGAUGUCCGUCCAUCCAGAACAUCUAGCAUCGAGGGCAGCAAAGAAAAGGAGAACGCACUGAGCCACAGUAAUGAUCCGGAGAACAAGCGAAACUCAGUCAAAGAGUCAGAUGAGAACAAAGAAAACCUGAUCAUGAACUCAGAACUCAAGGACAACUUGGUUUUUUAUCAGGAUGAAGAGGUGUUGAAUGACUCCAUCAUUUCUGGUACCUUGCCAAGAAAAUGCAAGAAAGAGCUGCUGGCAGUAAAGCUACGGAACAGGCCAAGUAAGCAGGAACUGGAAGACAGGAACAUUUUCCCAAGGAGGACGGAUGAGGAACGGCAGGAAAUCCGGCAGCAAAUCGAAAUGAAACUUUCAAAGCGCCUGAGCCAAAGACCUGCUGUCGAGGAGCUCGAAAGAAGGAAUAUACUUAAACAAAGAAAUGAUCAAACAGAGCAGGAAGAAAGAAGGGAAAUCAAGCAGAGGCUGACGAGAAAGCUCAAUCAGAGACCUACAGUCGAUGAACUAAGAGACAGAAAAAUUUUAAUUCGAUUCAGCGAUUAUGUGGAGGUGGCAAAAGCACAGGACUACGACAGACGAGCAGACAAACCCUGGACAAGACUAUCAGCAGCUGAUAAGGCAGCAAUUCGUAAAGAGCUAAAUGAAUACAAAAGUAAUGAAAUGGAGGUACAUGCAUCAAGCAAGCAUUUGACAAGAUUUCACAGGCCAUAGAGAUUUUCUUCUGAGAAGAAUUUGUCUUUACUUUCGAUACUGCUACUGAACACACAUCAGGGAACGUAUAAAGGUCUUUCCCUGAAGUUCAGUUCACGAUAACCUGACGUGUGUGUGAGAGAAGGACUGUGCAGGAGAAUCUCUGCAGCUCGUACACACAGGAGCUACCUACCAGAGGACGUACUUCGCUCUUUGAUGCCUGAAGAGUGAUGGCCUGUGGGGUGGGAGGAUCAGCUGAAAACGAAUGAAGUAAAGCUACUGGAAGGAACUUACUGCUCUCCUUUAACACUUGUUUUAAACGGUUUUGCAGCAUAUCUUGGAAAAGGAGAUGUUGUGCAUGUACAGGCUUUACCAUUCCAGGGCCUCUGACAUAAUGGACAUGACGCACUGUCAUUCAGUAUUAUGUUGACAAGACAUUUUGAACUAAUCACAAUUAGUUUGUAAAACACUUACGUUCAUGUUAUACAAAAUGAUUUAAUGUAUUAUAAGUUCUUUCUUUUUUAUAUAAUGUCUAACGAAAACACAGCUGCAACAUUUUUGAUUCCUGUUAAUUUUGUUCUUUAAUUAAAUGACUACUUAUUGCAGGAAAUGAGCGCACUUCUUUUAAAUUGCUUUUUUC